Hibiscus syriacus is the source of this 5359-nucleotide messenger RNA. RefSeq lists its product as uncharacterized. NCBI's taxonomy places the organism in Eukaryota, Viridiplantae, Streptophyta, Magnoliopsida, Malvales, Malvaceae. The record is from RefSeq and is a predicted model, not a curated record. Bases 63 to 5153 code for a protein of 1696 amino acids. The transcript has 10 exons. Gene Ontology annotation, molecular function: protein binding.
GGUGAAAAGAAAAUAUUUAAAUAAGGAAAUCCCCGACAAAGAGAAGAAGGAGAGGGAACGCAAUGAAGCAGAGCUCACCUGAGGCAGUCUCGUCAUCGUCUUCCUCUAUACCCAGCUUACCCGUCCAAUCACAGCCGGCCACUUCAUCACAUGUAACCGAAAACCACCACCACUUUAACAAUAAUAGCAAUAACAAAACCUUGGCGUCGAUAUCAGCGGCGGAUGAUUUAGCUGGGGUAGGGUCGAGGGACGGAAGCGCGGCGGCGCAUGAAACGGUGACCGUCGAUCGACGAGGUGAAUAUUCGGCGGUGUGUAGAUGGACGGUUCAUAAUUUCCCGAGAGUCAAAACUAGGGCACUAUGGAGCAAGUACUUUGAGGUAGGCGGUUACGAUUGCCGUUUAUUGGUGUAUCCGAAAGGGGACUCUCAGGCUUUGCCUGGCUACAUAUCGGUGUAUCUCCAAAUCAUGGACCCGAGGGGCACGUCGUCGUCAAAAUGGGAUUGCUUCGCUAGCUACCGGUUAGCUAUCGUCAAUCUAGCCGACGAUCCCAAGACCAUUCAUCGUGAUUCGUGGCAUCGUUUCUCGAGCAAGAAGAAAUCUCACGGUUGGUGCGAUUUCACGCCCUCUUCUACUGUUUUCGAUUCCAAAUUAGGUUAUCUACUGAGCAACGAUGCCGUUUUAAUCACUGCUGAUAUCUUAAUCUUGAAUGAAUCCGUUAGUUUUACCCGUGAUAAUAUCGAUGCUCAAUCUUCAUUGUCUUCCAUGGUUUCGAAUUCCGUUGUUGCCAGUCCCGUUUCUGAUGUUUUGAGUGGCAAAUUCACAUGGAAAGUGCAUAAUUUUAGUUUGUUUAAGGAAAUGAUUAAGACUCAGAAGAUAAUGAGCCCAGUUUUCCCUGCUGGGGAGUGUAAUUUGAGGAUUAGUGUGUAUCAAAGCUCAGUUAAUGGGCAGGAAUAUUUGUCUAUGUGUUUGGAGAGUAAGGAUACAGAUAAAACAGUCAUUUCUGAUCGGAGUUGCUGGUGUUUGUUUAGAAUGUCAGUCCUGAAUCAGAGACCAGGGUCGAACCAUAUGCACAGAGACUCAUAUGGGAGAUUCGCGGCCGAUAAUAAGAGUGGGGAUAAUACUAGUUUGGGUUGGAAUGACUGCAUGAAGAUGUCGGAUUUUGUUGGGCUAGAGGAAGGGUUUUUGGUGGAUGAUACUGCUGUAUUUAGCACCUCGUUUCAUGUGAUCAAGGAGUUUGGUAGUUUCUCCAAGAAUGGAGUGUUGGUUGCAGGUAGGACUGGUAGUGGAGCAAGGAAAUCUGAUGGACAUAUGGGAAAAUUCACUUGGAGGAUUGAGAAUUUUACAAGAUUAAAGGAUCUUCUGAAGAAAAGGAAGAUAACAGGUCUUUGCAUCAAGAGCAGGAGAUUUCAGAUUGGAAACCGGGAUUGUCGUCUCAUUGUUUAUCCUCGAGGGCAGUCCCAGCCACCGUGCCACCUUUCUGUGUUUCUUGAGGUUACAGAUUCACGAAAUACUUCAAGUGACUGGAGCUGUUUUGUGAGUCAUCGGCUGUCUGUUGUGAACCAAAAGAUGGAGGAGAAGUCGGUUACAAAAGAAUCUCAGAACCGCUACUCUAAAGCUGCAAAGGACUGGGGUUGGCGUGAAUUUGUGACGCUUACCAGCUUAUUUGAUCAAGAUUCUGGGUUUCUUGUUCAGGACACUGUUGUAUUUUCUGCGGAGGUCCUUAUUCUGAAAGAGACAUCAAUAAUGCAGGAUUUCACUGUUCAGGAUACUGAGUCAGCAAAUACUGCUCUUCAGAUAGAAACGGUUGGAAAGAGAAGUGCAUUCACAUGGAAGGUGGAGAACUUCUUAUCUUUCAAGGAGAUAAUGGAAACCCGCAAAAUUUUUAGCAAAUUUUUUGAAGCCGGUGGAUGUGAGCUUCGAAUUGGUGUGUAUGAGUCCUUUGACACCAUUUGUAUAUAUUUGGAGAGUGAUCAAUCAGUUGGUAGUGAUCCUGACAAAAACUUCUGGGUUAGAUACAAAAUGGCUGUAGUGAAUCAAAAAAAUCCAGCCAAGACUGUCUGGAAGGAAUCUUCUAUUUGUACAAAGACAUGGAAUAAUUCUGUUUUGCAGUUUAUGAAGGUAUCUGAUAUGUUAGAAGCAGAUGCAGGGUUUCUUGUACGUGACACUGUUGUUUUUGUUUGUGAAAUAUUGGAUUGCUGCCCUUGGUUUGAGUUCUCAGAUCUUGAGGUUUUGGCUUCUGAGGAUGAUCAGGAUGCUUUAACAACUGAUCCUGAUGAACUCAUUGAUUCUGAAGACAGUGAAGGUAUAAGUGGGGAUGAAGAUGAUGUCUUUAGAAACCUUCUUUCCCAAGCUGGAUUUCACAUUACAUAUGGAGAUAAUCCAUCACAGCCACAGGUCACUUUACAAGAGAAACUUCUGAUGGAUGCUGGAGCAAUUGCUGGUUUUCUGACUGGACUUCGUGUUUACCUCGAUGACCCUGCCAAAGUAAAGCGCUUGCUGCUUCCAACAAAGCUCUCUGGUAAUGGUGAUGGAAAGAAGGCUUUGAAGAACGAUGGAUCUUCACCAAGUUUGAUGAAUUUGCUUAUGGGAGUCAAAGUUUUGCAGCAGGCAAUUAUUGAUCUACUCUUGGAUAUAAUGGUUGAAUGUUGCCACCCCUCCGAAAGAGUUGCACAUGGUGAUCCUUCAGAUGUAAACUCUAAACCUUCUUCUGAUGGUAGUGAAACUGCUAGCUCACUGGUUUGUGAUAGGGAAAAUGGAGGUGCAGAAUCUACUCAUUUUCCUUUGUAUGAACGAUUGGAUUCUUUUGUGGAUGAUGGUAUCACUGCCUCUGCUGUACAAAGCUCUGGCGUGAAUGGGAUUAAUAUCUCUGGAAAACCCAUUCUCGGACAGCCUAUUACUCCACCAGAAACCUCUGCUGGGGGUUCUUCUGAGAAUUCCUCCCUUCGCUCAAAAACCAAGUGGCCUGAGCAAUCUGAGGAGCUUUUAGGGUUGAUUGUUAACUCUUUGAGAUCUCUAGAUGGAGCUGCUCCACAAGGCUGUCCAGAGCCAAGGCGGAGGCCCCAGUCUGCACAGAAGAUCUCUCUUGUUUUGGAUAAAGCUCCUAAGCAUCUGCAACCGGACUUAGCUGCAUUGGUGCCUAAAUUGGUAGAGCAUUCAGAGCAUCCACUGGUUGCUUAUGCACUUCUUGAACGACUUCAAAAGCCUGAUGCAGAGCCUGCAUUGCGAAUACCUGUAUUUGGAGCACUCAGUCAACUGGAUUGUGGCAACGAAGUCUGGGAACACAUCUUAUUUCAAUCUUUUGAGCUAUUAACAGGUCCAAAUGAUGAACUUCUGGCUGCAACCAUAGAUUUCAUCUUUAAAGCUGCAUCACAAUGCCAACAUCUUCCCAAAGCAGUUAGAUCUGUUCGUGUUAGGCUAAAAGAAUUGGGACAGGAGGUGCCUCCUUGUGUUCUUGAUUUUUUAAGUAAAAUUGUAAAUAGUUGGGGAGAUGUUGCUGAGACCAUAUUUAGAGAGAUAGAUUGUGAUGAGGAUUUCAAUGGAAAUCUCCCGGCAAUGGCUUGUGGGUUCUUGUUUGGUGAAAAUGGACCCACUUGUGAAAGAUUGCAUGUGGUGGAUGAGCAAGCUUUUUGCUCUGGUCAUCAUUUUUCUGACAUUUAUAUUCUGAUUGAGAUGCUAUCCAUACCUUGCCUUGCUGUUGAAGCUUCUCAAACAUUUGAGAGAGCUGUGGCUCGAGGAGCCAUUUCGGUUCAGUGUGUAGCCAUGGUCUUGGAAAUGCGUCUAGCUCAGAGAUCGAAUGUCAAUGCCGUAUAUGUUGCUGAAAGCUUUAAGCAGGGGGAUGCUGUUGUAGAGGGAGAAGCCAGUGAGCAGCUUAGGGUUCAACGGGAUGAGUUCUCUUCAGUUCUGAGUCUUGCUGAGACAUUAGCACUCUGUAGAGAUCUUCGUGUCAGGGACUUUGUGAAAAUGCUUUAUACAAUAUUAUUCAAGUGGUAUGCUGACGAGUCCUCCCGAGUGAGGAUGAUGAAAAGACUUGUUGAUCGUGCUACCAGCACUACAGAAAGUAGUCGUAAAGUGGACAUAGAUUUGGAUGUUUUGGUUAUUUUGGUUUCUGAAGAGCCAGAAAUUAUUAGACCUGUUCUGAGCAUGAUGCGAGAAGUUUCUGAACUUGCAAAUGUUGAUCGAGUAGCACUUUGGCACCAGUUAUGUGCUAGUGAGGAUACAAUUAUCCGCAUGCGUGAAGAGAGCGAGACUGAAAUUUCAAACAUGGUUAGGGAAAAAGCUACUAUAUCCCUAAAAUUAAGCGAAUCUGAGGCCACGAAUAAUCGUCUCAAGUCUGAAAUGAGGGGUGAGAUGGAUCGAUUUGCUCUGGAAAAGAAGGAACUUUCUGAACAAAUACAGGAGGUUGAGAACCAACAUGAGUGGCUUCGCACCGAGAGGGAUGAUGAAAUUAAAAAACUCACAGCUGAGAAGAAAGCACUUCAGGAUCGUCUUCAUGAUGCAGAGACACAGCUCUCCCAGUUGAAGUCUCAGAAACGUGAUGAAUUGAAGAGGGUAGUAAAGGAGAAGAACGCUCUUGCUGAAAGAUUGAAGAGUGCUGAAGCUGCGCGGAAAAGAUUUGAUGAAGAAUCAAAACGGUAUGCCACUGAGAACGUGACCCGAGAAGAAAUUCGUCAAUCGCUUGAGAAUGAAAUUCGUAGAUUGACACGAACAGUUGGCCAAACUGAAGGUGAAAAGCGGGAAAAGGAAGAGCAGAUUGCUAGGUGUGAAGCAUAUAUUGAUGGCAUGGAAUCAAAGUUGCAGGCCUGCCAGCAAUAUAUUCACACACUUGAAGCUUCUCUCCAAGAAGAAAUGUCACGACAUGCUCCUCUCUAUGGUGCUGGUUUGGAAGCUUUGUCGAUGAAGGAAUUGGAAACAUUGUCGAGGAUUCACGAGGAAGGGCUGAGGCAAAUCCAUGCUCUCCAGCAACGGAAAAGCAGUCCGACUGGUACUCCUCUUGUAAGUCCCCAUACUAUCCCACACAAUCAUGGGUUAUACACUACAGAACCACAACCAAUGGCUGUUGGACAUCCACCGCCUUCCCUCCUCCAUAACAGUGUAGGAAUCCACGGAAAUGGGCAUGUGAACGGGACUGUCAGGCCUUGGUUCAAUCGUGGUUGAGACGUUGAGUUUCUAGAGCCACCUUUUUACGUUGUGCCGGUGCCGGCGCAUUAGUAGGUUUACCCCCCCCCCCCCUUCCCCAUAGAGCUUAUGAACAUCACCGUUUGAGGGGAUGUCCCUUUACUGAAUUAUCUUUUUUCUGGCAAUUUUUUAAACUGGUAGAACUGUUGGAGCCCAUUUGUGACAUCCAAAUCCAAUGGGACUAA